AUGGACUACUCCAAGAGCCGUUAUGCCUUCAACCAACAUACCUCAUCUUCCUCUAUCUCUCAAACGCGCCAACUUGCAUAUCAAAUAGGGACCAUGUCCCGGUCCAAAAUCCAGAAGGAAGCGGCCAAGACGGUCCCGCACCUUCAUAGACUCGUCUGCCACGCUGCCGUCUUUGACAGCGCGGCCAGGUUCAUCGUCGAGCACAUGCACCACUACAGCCCCCAACUCGACCCCUCGUCUCCACUAGCGACUAUUGAAGAGAUAGAAGACGUGGAUGACGAUUUCGCCUUGGAUGACAUCGUCGAUAUUGUCCCUGAAGAUGAAGACGAUUCCGAGCCAGCACACGUCGAGUCCUUGCACACCGCCCAAGUCGCUUCGUUCAACGGCUAUGCUCAGCUCAAAUCUCCACGACUGUGUGGUGUCGUGGUGACGACGACGGUAGCGGGCACACGAGAUGGCAGCCACUGGGAGGAUGUGGAGAGCGACUCCAGCAGUAGCACCGAAUCGGACGACGACGACGACGACUACGAGACCAAUUUUGACUUCCGUUACGACUACGACGUCGGCACGGAGUCAGGCUACCCCUACUACCGCCAGUACGAGCGACAGUCGGACUGGAAGUAUGCGCACAGCUGCUCGAAACAGUUCACCGCCUCAGCGGCACCCACGUACAGCAAUCACAGCAACGACGAUCAGCUGCUCUGGUCGCAGCAACCGCACGUCUGGUCUCCCCAGCAAGAGGCUCAUUUAUUUGUCGAAGCCUUCAGCUGA
Fonsecaea erecta is the source of this 771-nucleotide messenger RNA. RefSeq lists its product as hypothetical. Lineage: Eukaryota; Fungi; Ascomycota; Eurotiomycetes; Chaetothyriales; Herpotrichiellaceae. The record is from RefSeq and is a predicted model, not a curated record. Bases 1 to 771 code for a protein of 256 amino acids. The transcript has a single exon.